This is a messenger RNA of Penicillium cinerascens, 1371 nucleotides long. RefSeq names its product putative ZIP Zinc transporter (gene zrfC). Gene Ontology annotation, biological process: zinc ion transmembrane transport. Gene Ontology annotation, molecular function: zinc ion transmembrane transporter activity. The transcript has 4 exons. The coding region runs from base 1 to 1371 and encodes 456 amino acids. Lineage: Eukaryota; Fungi; Ascomycota; Eurotiomycetes; Eurotiales; Aspergillaceae. Gene Ontology annotation, cellular component: plasma membrane. The record is from RefSeq and is a predicted model, not a curated record.
AUGUAUUAUUUAAGACCUCUUCUUAUAUCUCUGAGUGCUGCCACAGCCCUGGCGGUGACCUCAACUUCCACUGCUGAAAUAACAUCCAUCACGGGUUGCCAUACCCAUAGAACGGAUAUCUAUUGCAUUGACGGAAAUGGUCUGGAAGUCUCGGUUUCAGCGACAGCCACACCAACGAGCGGGGUCCCAGCCAAAUAUACCGGAUGUCACUCCCAUGGAAGCGAGACAUACUGCAUGGAUACAGAUGGCAACGAGGCUUUGAUCGUGGAAGAGGAAGCAGAUCAUACUGAUACUGAACAUGAAGAGAGUGAGCAUAGUCAUAGCCACGAGGAGUCCGAGGGAGAAGCAAAGACAAACUGCCAUUUCCAUGCCGGUGUUGAGCACUGCGUGGGCGAAGGCGAGUCGGAAGAAAGCAGCCACGAAUCAUGCGGCAUCCAGACUAGAGGCUACAACGUGCCUCUUCGAAUCGGAACACUCUUCGUGGUCCUCGUAACCGGUGCAAUUGGCGUCUUUGCUCCGAUUGUGUUGUUGAAGCUUCCAUUUGCAGCUGUCAAUGCUGUUUUCUCGACCGUAAUCAAACAAUUCGGAACUGGUAUUAUCCUCGCGACUGCUUUUGUCCACUUAUACACGCAUGCAAACCUUAUGUUCACCAACGAAUGUAUGGGCGAGCUCGAUUACGAAGCCACUACUUCCGCCAUCGUCAUGGCCGGCAUAUUUCUUGCCUUUUUAUUCGAGUAUAUCGGUCACCGCGUUAUUGCUGCUCGUGAGAGUAAAGAAUGCACAAAAGAGACCCAUGAAACUCCUCACAAGGACGCACCUCCUCCGCAAGCCACACUGGCCCAUCUCGGGCACUCGCACGGUGCACCACACGAUCCCACAAAGCCCGACACCAAGUUUUCUGUACUUGUCAUGGAAGCCGGUGUUAUAUUCCACAGCAUUCUCAUCGGCCUAACUCUGGUAGUCGCCGGUGACUCUUUCUACAAAACGCUCUUGGUGGUGAUCGUCUUCCAUCAGUUCUUCGAGGGACUGGCUCUAGGUGCUCGCAUCGCGACGCUUCCCGGGGCCAUCUUGCCAUCCAAAGCGAUUAUGGCAGGAAUAUUUGCUUUGAUCACACCCAUAGGCAUGGCGAUUGGACUGGGAGUGCUGCACACAUUCAAUGGGAAUGAGAAAAGUACUUUAGUGGCUCUGGGAACUUUGGACGCGCUAUCUGCGGGUAUCCUUGUAUGGGUUGGCGUUGUCGACAUGUGGGCACGAGACUGGGUGAUUGAGGGAGGCGAGAUGUUGAAUGCUAAUCUAACAAAAGUGUUGACUGGAGGACUGUCUCUGGUGACAGGGCUCGUUUUGAUGGGGCUACUUGGUAAAUGGGCGUGA